This is a messenger RNA of Sparassis crispa, 1500 nucleotides long. RefSeq lists its product as hypothetical. The transcript is spliced from 4 exons. Gene Ontology annotation, biological process: ribosomal small subunit biogenesis; maturation of SSU-rRNA. Bases 1 to 1500 code for a protein of 499 amino acids. Gene Ontology annotation, molecular function: RNA endonuclease activity. NCBI's taxonomy places the organism in Eukaryota, Fungi, Basidiomycota, Agaricomycetes, Polyporales, Sparassidaceae. Gene Ontology annotation, cellular component: preribosome, small subunit precursor. The record is from RefSeq and is a predicted model, not a curated record.
AUGGCGACCUCAUCCUCAAAACCAGCGUGCAAGCACCUUGUUCUCGAUGCUGGACCCCUGCUAUCUUUGUCUCCCCUACGUGGGUUGGCGGAGACAUACUACACCGUACCCCAGGUUCUCGACGAAUUGAAGGACAAGCAUGCCCGAGAGCAUUUUGAACGUCUUGGAUUGUCCGCCGGUGUGCGCAUAGAGGUGAAGGGCCCUGACACUGCAUCUUUGGCAUAUGUGAUCCAGUUUGCGAAGAAGACUGGAGACUACUCCGUCCUCUCACAUGCUGAUUUAUGUAUCUUGGCAUUAACUUACGGUCUGGACGCGCAAGAAGAGGCCAUGGCGAAUGAACUAUCAGAAAAAGAGACUGUGUCUUCCUCUGGACCAUCCACUUCGGAGCCAGAGCCACAGGAUGCAACUGAGAAAGCCGAGCCAGUUGACGACGAAAUCGUCGAACAACCUCCAGAAUCGGGACUCUCUUCGUCAGAAGAGAAUGAUAUAGUUGAAGAUCCGCAACAUCUGCUCGACGAUACACGCGUUGAAGAGGAGGCUAAAGAUGACGCCGCUGAACAAGAGCCCCUUGAUGUCGAGUUGCACAAAAUAGAAGAUGAGACCUGUGUCCAGAACGACACCGCAAAUACCUCGACUGCCCCCGAGCCUCUUCCUUCUCCGUCUCGCGCAUCAGAUCCUGCACCACCGGCAUCGUCUCAACGGUCGGACACACCACCUCUUUACGCAGACCCCUCAGACUCGGACGAUGGCGAAGGCGAAUGGGUCACACCGUCGAACGUCGCAUUGCACAAGUCGCGCGCCCUCGAUCUUCUCCCAUCUGCCGAUGGUACGCGGCGAAAGGGCAAGGACAAACAGGAAACAAUUCCCGUAGGAUGCAUGACCGCCGAUUUUGCUAUGCAGAACGUGCUCUUGCAGAUGGGCCUGGGUCUCGUCGGCGUAGAGGGGAGGCGGAUAGAACGAGUGAAGAGCUGGGUGCUUCGGUGUCAUGCUUGUUUCAAAAUCUGCAAGGACUCUUCGCGGAAGUUCUGCCCAUCUUGCGGAAACCCUACCCUCCUUCGCGCAUCUGUUACCAUCUCGUCACCAAAUGCGAACGCAGACACGCCCGCGAUGCGGGUGCAUCUCAAGAAAAAUUUCCAGUACAAAACGCGCGGUACGAUCUAUUCGAUACCAGCGCCCAAGCCAGGGUCUGCGAAGACAGGACCUGGAGAAGGCUUGAUCCUCCGAGAAGACCAGACGGCGUGGGUGCGCGCUAAGAAGCGUGCAGAUGGGAAACGAGAUCGGGAGGAACGGCGGCUGUUGAACGCGGCAAGUAGGGGUGCGCAGAUGGGUGAGGGCGGGGCAGUCCUGGGGAGCUGGAUGGAUCCUGACUGGGUGCCAGAAAUUCUGAGCACAGGGACAGGAGGCAAGGGAAGAACCAUGCGGAGCAGAGGGAUGGAUGGGGACAUGCCUGUCAUAGGGUACGGCAAGAAAAACCCAAAUGAGAGGAGACGCAAGCCUUGA